Messenger RNA from Antechinus flavipes (yellow-footed antechinus), 4077 nucleotides. RefSeq names its product aftiphilin (gene AFTPH). Gene Ontology annotation, molecular function: clathrin binding. Lineage: Eukaryota; Metazoa; Chordata; Mammalia; Dasyuromorphia; Dasyuridae. The record is from RefSeq and is a predicted model, not a curated record. Gene Ontology annotation, cellular component: AP-1 adaptor complex; trans-Golgi network membrane. Gene Ontology annotation, biological process: intracellular transport.
CUGAAAGUCCAGGUCGGUGUAGAUGGCGCCGCUCCGCUGAGAGGGCGGCGGGAAGGUUACCCUCCCUAGUCGCCCACUCCGCUCCGCCCCGGAGGAGCCAGUUCCUCCCCCGGCCCCGAGCCAUGCCCAUCGCGGCCGCCCUGGAGGAGCCAGGUAUAAAUUAAUCUUCUAAAAGCAGCCGAACAAUGGAACCAGAUAUCAUUCGAAUGUACUCUUCAUCUCCACCACCAUUAGACAAUGGAGCUGAUGAUGAUGAUGAAGAUGAAUUUGGAGAAUUUGGUGGGUUUUCUGAAGUGAGCCCAUCUGGUAUAGGAUUUGUUGAUUUUGAUGCCCCAGAGUUUACUAAUUCUAAGGAAGAAUUUAUACCUUCAAAUCAUUUUAUGCCUAUUCAUGGUUUCUCAGAAAAUGUAGAUAACUUUACAAGCUUUAAGCCCAUUAAAAAUGGUAAUGAUAAAGACAGCAUUGCUGAACUUCCUAGUCUCACGAAAGAACAAUCUGAUAUUUUACCUUCUACCACCAGCAAAGAAAUAAUUCAGUCCAGAACUUCAGAUGCUUUAAUUGACAGUAUAGGAAGUCCUGGAGAUUUUAAUGCAGUAGUAGGGCAGAAAGAGAAUGUUGGAACAUCUGAAAGUUUCUCUUCUGACAGCUUUAGAAUUGAUAUGAAAGUAGUUAGUCAUGACAAGCAAAUAGAUAGCUGUAAUGGUGAGAAACCUACAUGUAUAGAGAUUCUAACAAAUGGGUUUGCAGCACUGGACACUGUAAAUCCUCAGGGAAAGGAAGAUUUAGACAUUCUUGACUCAAAGAGAAUAAAGAAUCACAGCACUGAACUUCAUUUAGACUCUACAUCUAGCCCUGCUGAGGAAUUUGCAGAUUUUGCCACAUUUUCGAAAAAAGAAAAGAUACAACUGGAAGAAACAAGAUGUGAAGUUUUAAAUGUCAGAGAAGCACUAACUAUUCAGGAAAACAAUAAAAUAAACAGGAUCCAUGAAGAAAGUUCUGCAAAACAAGCUUCUCUGGAUAGAAGCCGUGAAAAUGAAGAAAAGACUCUUGGUCAAGAGAAUCAGGUUUGCAUUUCAGAAAUCAAUGUAGUAAGUAAUGAAAAAUAUGACCCUUCAACACUGGAACAAAUUGAAUCAAAUACAAGCGCACAAUCAGCCCUGAAUUCAGUACACACAACUGAUAACACAGAAAUAGUUAGUAGGAGAGAACAGUGUGAAACUGAUGAGAAACUUGAUUUCUUAAUGUUUAAACGUGCAGCCCUGUGUAUGGACAGUAUUAAAACUUCUGAAACCAAUGACAACAUUAGUUAUCAUCCCAAAGAAGAAACUGUUAAAUUUACAAACAUCCAAAGCACCAGCAUAAAUCUGACAGAAGAAAAUGUUUUGGAUAAUUCUACAGAUUUGAAAAAUGGGGAUAGUAGUAAUGAUUUUGUAUCUUGUAGCGAUACAAAUGAAGAUGACUUUGGUGACUUUGGCACAGUCAGCGGUGCAACUCCACCUUUUAUUAGUGGUACUCAAGAUUCAAUGAGUGACAUAACUUUUGAAGAAUCCUCAGAACAGUUUCUACAUUUUAGUGAACGUGAUGACUUUGGUGAUUUUGGGGAUACAGAUGCUGCUAUUUGCCAAGAGGAAAUAACAUGUUCUCAGUUAGAACUGAAACAGACUUCUGAUAUUGUACCUGAAGGAUAUGAAGUAACAAGAAAGUCUUCUGUGUCAGGAAUUGAAUCUCUUUCAGAGCUAAAGAAUGGUGGUUACAGUCAAUUUGAGAAUCUUGAUUUGGGGCCAAAAAUUCAAGAUGAGUGCAGUGUUUUUCAAGACCCUGAUGAUUUUGCCGAUUUUAGUUCAGCUGGUCCUAAUCAAGCUGCUGAUUGGAAUGCCUUUGAGGAUGAACAGAAAGAAAGUUGCUCUUGGGCAGCAUUUGGAGAUGAGCAGUCUGUGGCAUCGCCACUUAAAAAAGAGGCCUGCCAGUCACAUAGGACAGGUGAAAGUAUUGUUAGUCCAUUGACCCCAAAGACUCACACGAUCUCUCUGGCAACUUCACAAGGAGCAGCUGUUAGUGACCAUUCACAUGAAUCAGCAUCUUCAGUUCAGAUAGCAUUGCUAAACCGCCUUGAACGAAUAUUUGAAGCCUGUUUUCCUUCCUUACCUGUUCCUGAAACUAAAGAAGGAGUUACCUCCCUGGAACAUUUGCUAGAAGCAAGCAAUACGCAGAUCAGAACAAGAGAUUCUUUGGGUGAGAAGUGGGAACUACUGGAUGUGUGGACAGAACUACAGGAUAUCCAUGAUGCAUAUGGCCUGAGAUACCAGUGGGGUGGCUCCCAUAGCAACAAGAAACUUUUGUGCUCUUUGGGAAUCGACACACGUAAUAUUCUUUUUACAGGCAAUAAGAAGCAACCUGUUAUAGUGCCCAUGUAUGCAGCAGGACUGGGUAUGUUAGAACCCACAAAGGAACCAUUGAAACCACUGUCUGCUGCAGAGAAAAUAGCUUCAAUUGGUCAAACUCCCCUCAUAUCACCGGAGAUGAGUGCAUGUACGUCUGAUCAAUUACAGGAAUCUCUACCACCUGUCCAGUUUGACUGGAGUAGCAGUGGCCUUACUAACCCUUUAGAUGUGUGUGUCUUACCCCUUUUUACACAUAACCCCUCCUCCCUUGGCUUACCUUCUGUAUGGCUGCCUACCACCACGGUCACUGAAUUCCAAGCUAGUGGAGGUUCCACUCUCCUGAACCUUGAUUUCUUUGGGCCCGUGGAUGACAGUAGCUCUAGCAGCACCACCACCAUCCCAGGUGUGGAUCCAGAGUUGUAUGAGUUAACAACUUCAAAAUUGGAAACCACCAACUCAAGCAUAAAAGUGACUGAUGCGUUUGCAAGACUCAUGUCUACAGUAGAGAAGACAAGCACAUCUACCAGGAAGCCUAAAAGAGAAGAGCGGCUGAGUGAAGAGGCCGCCAAGGUGAUUGCUAGCCUUCCCGACCUAACUUUUAUGCACGCCAAGGUGUUGAUGUUCCCAGCUACACUGACACCUUCCACAAGCUGUCACGAGAAGGCGGACUGAUAAGUGAUGUGAAUUGGACAGUUUCUAUUGAUUUCUUUCCUUCCUUCCUUUCCCUUCCCACCACCAAAAGCAUACUUGCUUUAAUUUAAAAAAAAAAUAAAAACAAAAAACAAAUUUCAAGUUCAGCUGAUUUGUUGGUAAGCAGCACUAGAAAGAUAUACAUAGUAAUGUAUAUUUAUUUACAUACUGAAGUCCUAAAUUUAUAUUAGAAAAUGUAAAUAAUUGGGGGUGAACAUUUUUGAAGAUUUAUUCUUUUUGUGUUGCUGGGGUGUAUACAUUUAUGUCUUUGUGAAAUACACUGGUGGUGUCCUUCUUACAAAACUUUGAAAAUUAAAAAAAAAAAUCUUCACUGUCUGUGAAAUCCCCUUCAGGUGUUUUUCAGAUUGCAUUGAAUGUCCUCUUAAUUUUGUCUAACACAUUGAAUUACUUUUGCUAUUACAAAUGAGCUCCAAAGGUCACUGUUUAUUUUGUUUUAUUUUGUAUGUGGUGGGUUUGGUUCAGAUCUUUAAAAAAAAAAAAAAAAAAAAAAAGGCUGUUGCUGAAGAUUUGGGGCUAUUUUUUAAUCUUUUUCAAUCUGGCAUAUUACUGUACGGCCUUUUAUAAGGUACUUUCAUCAGUUGCUAUUCUGUUAAUAGGGAUGGAUCAUUGUCAGAACUUGAUUGGGAGGGGUUGUAUUAGGAAAAAAUUGUGUCUGCUUUAAUCAGUUUGAUUUGGAGAAGGACCAAAAUUAUAUGAAUGUCUUGCAAUGAAACUUACCUGUUACUGAUUUUUUUUUGUUCUAUUAUACCACUAUUUUGUUUGAGGAUUUUGCACAGUGUAAAAUGACAUAAUCAUAGAUUGCUAUGGUUUAGGCUGUAUAUACAGUAAAAGACUAUGGGUUGUCAAUGUUUGGGGAAAUUCCUAUGGAAAAAAAGAGAGAUGUAGAAGAACCUCUAACAAGGUUAAUAUGCAUGCCCCAGGUCUUUUGAGAUUUAAGUGUGUAAAUUUCCUUUUAGCUUAUACAGAAAUAAAAUAAUUUAAAAGA